Molecule: messenger RNA, 970 nt
Organism: Ricinus communis (castor bean)
Lineage: Eukaryota; Viridiplantae; Streptophyta; Magnoliopsida; Malpighiales; Euphorbiaceae
Product: chlorophyll a-b binding protein of LHCII type 1
Exons: 1
Coding region: 78-881 (267 amino acids)
Biological process (GO): response to light stimulus; photosynthesis, light harvesting in photosystem I
Cellular component (GO): plastoglobule; chloroplast envelope; chloroplast thylakoid membrane
Source: RefSeq, a predicted model, not a curated record
CCACUUAUCCAUCAACAAAACCAACUUCAUCAGGAAUAGCACCAGCCUAAAGCCUCUCAACUCUUUAACUCAAGAAAAUGGCAACCAUGACUCUUUCAUCUACAUUCACAGGCAAGGCUGUUCCUUUGAGCGCACAAACUGAACUUCCGGCGACUGUCCGCAGCAGCAAUGGGAGAGUAACUAUGAGGAAGACAGCAGGAAAGCCAGCUGCUUCCUCUGGGAGCCCCUGGUAUGGACCUGACCGUGUCAAGUACCUCGGUCCAUUCUCCGGUGAGCCCCCAUCUUACUUGACAGGUGAAUUCCCUGGUGAUUAUGGUUGGGACACUGCAGGGUUAUCAGCUGACCCUGAAACCUUUGCCAAAAACCGAGAGCUCGAGGUCAUUCAUUGCAGGUGGGCAAUGCUUGGAGCUUUAGGUUGUGUGUUUCCAGAGCUUCUUGCAAGGAAUGGAGUUAAGUUUGGUGAGGCAGUAUGGUUCAAGGCUGGUGCUCAAAUCUUCAGUGAGGGUGGUCUUGACUACCUGGGUAACCCCAGCCUCAUCCACGCUCAAAGCAUUCUAGCCAUAUGGGCAACCCAGGUUGUGCUAAUGGGUGCUGUUGAGGGUUAUCGUAUCGCAGGAGGACCCCUUGGUGAGGUUACUGACCCCUUGUACCCAGGAGGCAGCUUUGAUCCCUUGGGACUUGCUGAUGAUCCUGAGGCAUUUGCAGAGCUUAAGGUGAAAGAAAUUAAGAACGGGCGGCUUGCCAUGUUCUCUAUGUUUGGUUUCUUUGUUCAAGCUAUUGUCACUGGCAAAGGACCUCUAGAGAACCUUGCCGAUCAUCUUGCUGACCCUGUCAACAACAACGCUUGGGCUUAUGCCACAAACUUUGUCCCUGGAAAGUGAGCUCACCAAUUUAUAUGUUAGGAAAUGUGAGUUUCGCUAUGCUUUUGUGAUGUAACGAAAUUGUAUAUUAAUGACAAAAAGUUAAUCAA